Drosophila biarmipes is the source of this 1290-nucleotide messenger RNA. It is a transcript of the gene mdlc, whose product is annotated as E3 ubiquitin-protein ligase RNF113A. The transcript is spliced from 3 exons. The coding region runs from base 89 to 1156 and encodes 355 amino acids. The record is from RefSeq and is a predicted model, not a curated record. Gene Ontology annotation, cellular component: U2-type spliceosomal complex. Gene Ontology annotation, biological process: snoRNA splicing. Lineage: Eukaryota; Metazoa; Arthropoda; Insecta; Diptera; Drosophilidae. Gene Ontology annotation, molecular function: metal ion binding.
GAAGAAGCACAAGACAAUUGCCGAAAUAGUUUGUUUAUUGUUGUUAACGUUGAUUAAUAGAAAAGUAAGCCUCCAUUAGAGCCGGAUAAUGUCCGAAGAGGCGGCUAGCACCUCAGCCUUUGGCUUCAAAAAGCGGAAUAUAAAGAAAGGAGCUGGCAUUCGCCGCAAAAAGGAAAGCAGCAGCAACGAAUCUGCAAAAAGCAGCGAUGAGGAGGCGCAAGGCAUGGCCAGUGCCUUGGUGCGGGCAGAAAACCGCAGAAAGCGCACGAAUCCCAACUUCCAGAGCACCAAGACACUGAGCAAGGCGAAGCGCCAGGCUGGGGCACCCGAUGAAGAUGCCUCAUCCUCCGCCUCCGACGAUGACAAGCUGGGCAUCGCCUACAAGUCCAAGCGCGAAGCCCUACCCAGUGGACCACAGGAUCAGGGUGCCACGUCCAUUAACGAAGUGGACACGGAAUUGGAUCGCGAUGCUCAGGCAAUCCACGCGCGCGCUUUGAAAAUCAACGAGGAACUGGAGGGCAAGGCGGACGAUAAGAUCUAUCGCGGAAUCAACAACUAUGCGCAGUACUACAAAAAGCAGGACACGGCGGCGGGGAAUGCCAGCUCCGGCAUGGUGCGAAGUGGUCCCAUCAGGGCUCCCGCUCAUCUAAGAGCCACUGUGCGGUGGGAUUACCAGCCGGAUAUUUGCAAGGAUUACAAGGAGACAGGGUACUGCGGUUUUGGCGACAGCUGCAAGUUUCUGCACGAUCGAAGUGACUACAAGGCUGGUUGGCAAUUGGAAAUGGAUCACGAAAGUCAACGGAGGGGAGAUGCCGAUUCGGAUGGCGAUGACGGCAAGUACGAGAUCCACUCGGACGAGGAAUCGCUGCCUUUCAAGUGUCACAUCUGCCGCCAGAGCUUCGUCAAUCCCGUAGUGACCAAGUGCAAGCACUAUUUCUGUGAAAAGUGCGCACUGGCCCAGUACAAAAAGUCACAGCGCUGCAUCAUCUGCUCCCAGCAAACAAAUGGCAUUUUUAAUCCCGCCAAGGAACUGAUAGCCCGACUCAAAACAAAUCCCAUGGAAAACUCUGAUAGCGAUGACGAGGAACUUGGAGCAAACGCGGAAAACGCCGGAGCGGAGGAUCCUCAAGAGAUUUCCUCCGGAGAUAGCGAUUAAACUUGAUUUAAAUCAAGCGGGUAUAAAAACGAAGAAAAAGAGUGCUUACACCACGGAGCUUCGAGAGUUCAGGUGGUAAGAAUAUUAUUAAAACAAAGAUUAUUAAAUGUUUUUUUAUAUAUUUUAAAAGAAAA